AUGUUGGUCGCGUGUCGACCGGGAGGUGGUUUUCCUCCGCCCUCUAACUGUAUCCGCCAGCCCGCCCGCCCGCCCGCCCGCCAGCCUGCGGUGGGUACGCCCAGCGGGGGGUGGGGCUGGGUUGGGGUUGGGGGUAAGCCAAAAGGGGGGCUCCCUUCUUAUUUAUCGCGGAGUUUAGCACCGGCCCAGCGGCAGAAGAACAAGACGUUGGAGGAGGUGGGGGCUUAUUCAUCGCUAGAGACGCUUGGAGAGGCGACGAAGGGAUCUGGAUCGGUGGUGGAGGAGUGGCAUUUGGCCCUUUGGCCCCGUGCAUGCGAGUUUUAUUUGGCGUUUCUCGGCGCCAUUUAUAAGCGAAAUUGCGCCCAGAGCAAGGUGGAGGAGGAGGAGGAGCAGCAGCAGCAGCAGCAGCACCAGCUGAGGACUGGGACCGACCGCGGAGCAGCAGCGUGCAGACGAGCGUCGCUCGGCGGGGACGCCCACGCCCUCCACCACGACCCUUUGCGCUGCCGCUCCUUCACACUGACUCACCCCAGACCACGAAGAAGAUCCUUCGGCGGUGCCACGAGUUCAAUUUGA
Molecule: messenger RNA, 576 nt
Organism: Marchantia polymorpha subsp. ruderalis
Lineage: Eukaryota; Viridiplantae; Streptophyta; Marchantiopsida; Marchantiales; Marchantiaceae
Source: the annotation of a GenBank genome assembly